GAGCUUUAAAGUGCAGACCCUCUGCAGGCUUUGUUGAGUGGAAAAAAAAUGCACUGGAAGUUUCCUUUGGAUCUGUUAGCAUUUGCUGUGAUGCUACAAUAACACUUCAAAAUAAUCAUUAUGGACAGUGUAGCCCUUGAGUUUAGAGCUACAAACUCUAUUUGUUAAUUAAUAUUAGUUUAUAACACCCACUUUUAUCAAACAUUUACACCAAACAUGAUUUCACCUCUUUUCAGCAUUCAUCAUUAAAGUUAUUUCCACAGUAUAUACUGCAGCAGAACAGUCCCACACCAUGGUGCAGGCACCCCCAUAAUGGAGCUGAACACUUCCCUCCCAAUAAUAAAAAACAUACAUCAAUCAUAAUAACCACACAGGAGUUUGAUCAAACCACAGCAAACAUUAAGACUUUGUUUCCAUUAAAUGCUUCAGAACGUAACCUUACUCUUUUUUUCUUGAAUGAUUUAGAUUUUCCCAUGAUUCAUUGCAAGUAGGUAUGGGUUGUUAGAAGGCAUGCAUUGAAAUACCUCCACGGAUGGAACAACAGACUAAAGUAAUAAUUUGACCCAUGUUUUACUUCAAUACCAAAUACUGUAGAUAGAAGAUGAAUCUAAGUUUCAAGAUGUUAUCUUUUCACAGAUUUGAUGUUUGUUUAUUUUGUAUGUGAAUUUGAUCAGAGGAAUAUGGAAGCACUGACCUCAGUCACCCCCCACUGAAACAGGAGUUAAAUAUUCAGAACUAGGACGUAAAAACUGUGAGAGAAAACAGAUAAGUUAUCAGAAAAAUUAACGUGUUUCUUCUUAUCUUUAGAUUUAAAUGUUCCUUCUUUGUUCGGGACCUUUUACAUUUUACUCCAUAUUGCGUCAAGAGCAUCCUCCACUUCCUCUGCUUCACACAGCACAAAGAGGAGCAGAGGACCGGCCGCAGUCCCCACACAGAUUCUUGAGCGGGGCCGAAAUGAAAACGUCUGAUGUGAGCUCUGAAGCUGUUUGUUCGUCGGUGCUAAAUGGAGCUAUUGUAUGCAAAUUCUCUGCGCAGAAGCAUCUGACCCGCUCAGUGCAGGGCAGUGGCUAGUGUGAGAGAAAUCAUUAGCAAUGCAAAGUCAUGGUGCUCUGAAAGUCUCGGAAAAAAAAAAAAAAGUUCUGCUCCUUUCUAUGGUUCUGGAUGUACCUGAUUCCAAACUGUAGCUGAAGACCCGGAACCAAAGAUGAACUGGGCAUCAUUUUAUGCCGUCAUCAGUGGUGUCAAUCGUCAUUCCACUGGCAUCGGCCGUAUCUGGCUCUCCGUCCUGUUCAUCUUCCGCAUCCUGGUCCUGGUGGUGGCGGCUGAGAGCGUGUGGGGAGACGAGAAGUCCGGCUUCACCUGCAACACCCAGCAGCCUGGCUGCAACAGCGUCUGCUACGACCACUUCUUUCCCAUCUCCCACAUCCGCCUCUGGGCACUGCAGCUCAUCCUGGUGUCCACCCCAGCCCUGCUGGUGGCCAUGCACGUGGCUCACCGCCGCCAUGUGGACAAGAGGAUCUACAAACUGUCAGGACGGACCAACCCCAAAGACCUGGAACAGAUAAAAAGCCAGAAGAUGAAGAUCACAGGUGCUCUGUGGUGGACAUACGUCAUCAGCCUGUUCUUCCGUGUCAUCUUUGAGGUCACCUUCAUGUAUCUCUUCUACAUGAUCUACCCUGGUUAUAAGAUGAUCCGGCUGGUGAAGUGUGACUCCUACCCCUGCCCCAACACGGUGGACUGCUUUGUGUCCAGGCCCACAGAGAAGACUGUCUUCACAGUGUUCAUGCUGGCUGUGUCGGGGGUCUGCAUUUUGCUCAACAUCGCAGAGGUGGUCUUUUUGGUGGGGAAAGCCUGCAGCAAACACCUACACGACGCUGGAGACACCUCUAUGGGAGCCUGGAUCCAACAGAAGCUCCGCCUGCUCUAACAGAGCAAGAUUUUCACAGAAAUGUAAAGUUAGGACGACAGUUUUGCACAGCUUUUAAUUCCUCUGAUUCUAUGGUAACUGAGCUACAAAAAUCAACUGGACACACAUAACACACGACAGCUGUAACUUCAUCCAUCUAAGACGUAUUUAUUUACGAGUCAACUGAACACAUUAAUCUUAUUUUUUUGGCUUUUUGAUUUAUCCUUCGAACAUAUUUUAAUAAUGUUAUUCAAAUGUUGUGAAAUGGUAUCUGUACUGUGAUGGCGUACUGUACUGCAGUUGCUUCUGUUUUAGGUUAACUCGAUGAACUGCUUUUUCUGGAAAAUGGUUGCACUAACAAGAGGUUAUUACCUUUGCAACAGUGAGGGUUGUAUACCUUCAGAUUAUGACCUGAAAGAAAUAUAGAAUAAAAUCAGAAGCAUUGCAGUCAUUUUUCUUUUAUGUUGCAGGUUGUCAAAAAGGUAACAAAAGUUUGAAUACCUUUUCUCUUACUGACAAAUUGGCAGAGAGUGCAACAUCUGGAAAUGUUGUUGAAUUAGAUAGAUUUUUACAAUUAACACAAUACAAUAAAAGGAGACAACAUGUGUAGAAAUCACACAAACUGACCUGCAAGCGAUGCACCAGAGGGGGGGUGAAGAAGCUGAAAGUUGUAUUUGAGUAAGAGAAGCUUUCCUUCAAAUUAGUGUUUCAUUUGUUGUCAUAAAAAAAAGAUUAAGUCAAGAGUUUAAUAAAAGUAUCUGAAACUUAUCAAGUACUGAGUAACAAGUUGCUCAAAAAAUGAAUAAAAGUAAUUCUUGCUUUAUUCAAAUGUAAACUUUAUUUAUAAAGCACUUUUUAUACAACAGCAACACAAAGUGCUUAUAAUUAAAUAAGUUAUACUUGUGAUUAAAUAAAAAGUGUUUUUAUGACUAAAAAACUGUAGAUUUAGAUUUUUUUUUUAAAAAUUACUUCAAUAUGAUGUAACUACAUAAAUAUGACAAUCUACUUCUAGGAAACAUAACAGCUAGACGGCUCAGUUGACUGCAUGUGUGACUGGAGUAUGGGGAAUCAGGGUUCGAUUCCCAGGUGGUGCAAUGAGCCAAAUCCAGUGUUGGCAAGACUCUUACUGCAUAAAUGGUAAAAUCAGGUAAAAUCAUAGACAUAUAUUAUCACUGGACAAGGCAAAGUGUUGACCUCACCCAAAUGCCUUAUCUCCACCUCUUGCGAAAUCCGACCAAAGUUGUCUCUGCAGCUUCCUGAUACAUGGGCCACCAUUUUGAAACCAGUCGACAGUGAUUGGUCCGAGUCGGUCUGAGUCCCGUUUUUAGGGGAACUACUUUCACCAAUCAUGAGUGAGCUAGUUUCGGCUUAUUCGAAGUCCACAUCCCUAACACUCUGGGAAUCUGUCAAUCAAAUGUUGGCCAGCGGGCACCACAUGCUUUUACUAAGGCACCUGGUGUGAAACUUGAAUAAAUUUCAAUAAAGAAAAAA
This is a messenger RNA of Oryzias melastigma (Indian medaka), 3397 nucleotides long. RefSeq names its product gap junction protein beta 1a (gene gjb1a). Gene Ontology annotation, cellular component: connexin complex. NCBI's taxonomy places the organism in Eukaryota, Metazoa, Chordata, Actinopteri, Beloniformes, Adrianichthyidae. The transcript is spliced from 2 exons. Gene Ontology annotation, biological process: cell communication. Bases 1205 to 1927 code for a protein of 240 amino acids. The record is from RefSeq and is a predicted model, not a curated record.